CAGCACCAGCUCCCUCUAAAAGGAAGGCACCUCCCGUGCUAAUGAAGGGGUGGGGCUAAGAUGGCCGCCCUCAUCUCCUGGUGCUUUACGGCACUAUUACGCGGUCUCAGCUCGCUCGGCCAAUCGGAACGCAGGGGCUCCGGAAGCAGCCGUCAAGCAAGGCAAUAUUUUGCAGUGCUGCCACUAUGGAAGCCAAAAGUAAAAGAAAAUUCACAGGAAAGAGUGGAAAAGCACCACAUGGAAAAAGCAAAUUUAAAAAAGACAACGAUUCAGGUCCUCCCAAGAAGUUUCGUAGCAAAGGGGACAAGGCAGGAAAGCUUAAGUUCAUUAAGAAGAAAUAUGAGAGAGGAAAUAAAAAACCUGGUAAAGUUGGUAAGAAUCAGUUCAAGAGCAAACAGCAGCCAGAAAAUCUCACUAAGAGAAAACUCCAGAAAGAUAAAGAGGGUGGGCCAGUAUCUAAGAAGCCUAAAUGGAGUGACUUCAAAAAGAAAAAGAAGGAAUUAAAACAAAGCAGACAACUGAAUGACAACACCAACUAUGACACAAUUGUGAAAUCAAAGCAGAUAUGGGAAAGUAUGAGAAGGAAAAACUGUGACAAGGAGAAGCGAAAGAAACUGCUGAAUGAACUACAAAAACUGGUUCGGGGGAAAAUUAAAAGUCUGGCAUUUGCUCAUGACUCGACUCGAGUUAUCCAGUGUUUCAUUCAGUAUGGCAAUGACAAGCAAAGGCAGGAGAUGUUUGAAGAAUUAAAAGAAAGUCUAGUAGAAUUGAGCAAAUCAAAGUAUUCCAAAAACAUUGUAAAGAAGUUUCUUAUGUAUGGAACGAAGGCACAAGUUGCAGAAAUAAUUAAAAGCUUUAAAGGUCAAGUGAGAAAAAUGCUCCGCCAUGCUGAAGCAUCUGCUAUAGUGGAAUAUGCCUACAAUGACAAAGCCAUUUUGGAGCAAAGGAUCAUGCUGACAGAAGAACUCUAUGGGAACACAUUCCAAAUUUACAAGUCACCAGUUCACUCAACACUGGACAGCAUGUUAGAAGCACAGCCUGAAAAGAAAGAGGCCAUUUUGGAUGAAAUGAAACAGAUUCUUACACCUAUGGCACAAAAGGAGGCUGUGAUAAAGCACUCACUUGUUCAUAAAGUAUUUUUGGACUUCUUCAUCCAUGCUCUCCCAAAACAAAGAUCUGAAAUGAUUGAAGCCAUCAGAGAAGCAGUAAUCUACUUGGCACAUACACAUGAUGGAGCCCGGGUAGCUAUGCACUCUUUAUGGCAUGGCACACCAAAGGACAGGAAAGUCAUCCUGAAAACAAUGAAGACUUACAUUGAAAAAAUAACUACUGGUGAAUUCUCUCAUUUGGUCUUGCUUGCAGCGUUUGAUUGCAUUGAUGAUACCAAGUUGAUGAAACAACUAAUCAUAUCUGAAAUAAAUGCUACCCUCCCCAAUAUAAUAAAUAACAAAUAUGGAAGGAAGGUUCUAUUGUACUUGCUAAGCCCAAGAGAUCCUGCCCAUUUCCUGCCUGAGAUCAUCAAACUAUUACAACAGGGGGAUGGAAAUGAAUACAGUAAGAAAGAUGUAGCUACCCGUCGUCAUGAACUCUUGGAAGCCAUUUCCCCCUCUUUGUUGACAUAUUUGCAAGAAAAUGCCCAAGAAAUGGUGAUGGACAAAACUACAUGUGUCUUGGUGACAGACAUCUUAGGAUCAGCUCUUGGUGAUGUCCAGCCUGCCAUGGAUGCCAUUGCUAAUUUGGCAACAGAAGAGCUGGUUCCGGGUGGCAAAGAUGGACAGCUUCAUGUUGCAGAGCAUCCAGCAGGUCAUCUGGUUCUGAAAUGGUUAAUAGAACAAGAUGAAAUAAUGAGGAAGAGUGGAAGAGAAGAGUGUUUUGCAAGAACGCUGGUAGAACAUGUCAGUAUUAAGAAAAUGAAGUCCUGGGCAGAAGUCAAUCGAGGUGCCAUUAUUCUUUGUUGCCUUCUACAGAGCACAGAUCAAGAAGUAUCAAAUAAUGUCAAAAAAGGACUAAAAGGUCUCAUUCCAAACUUGAAAAAAAAUAAAAAUGCAAAAGGAAUAGAGGCAUUGCUAGAGAAAUUGACCUCCUAAUUUUAAACAAAGUUUUAAAGAAGACCAGUUUUCUACCACUGACCUGAGUCUUUGGACAUUCUGUACAAUGCUUAAUGAUUUUUAAUAAAUAUUCGUUGAUGAUAAUAUAUUUAUAAAUUAAGCAGUUUGUAAAAUAAUGCGACUGUUCUUCUCAAAUAACGUAGUCUCUGGUGUCAGAACCUGAAUGAGAACCCUGAAGGGCUUGAGUUCUAGGACUAAGAACAGCCUGUAAGGACAUCUACACAUCCUAGCUUUGAAUUUACAUCUGUCCCAGCAUUUUAUAUAAGAUCUGUUAAUACCAUUAAUAAAAAUGUCUGUGUGGUUUUUUU
Molecule: messenger RNA, 2416 nt
Organism: Gavialis gangeticus (Gharial)
Lineage: Eukaryota; Metazoa; Chordata; Crocodylia; Gavialidae
Gene: PUM3
Product: pumilio RNA binding family member 3
Exons: 18
Coding region: 186-2087 (633 amino acids)
Biological process (GO): regulation of translation
Cellular component (GO): nucleolus
Molecular function (GO): mRNA binding
Source: RefSeq, a predicted model, not a curated record